Penaeus vannamei (Pacific white shrimp) is the source of this 379-nucleotide messenger RNA. NCBI's taxonomy places the organism in Eukaryota, Metazoa, Arthropoda, Malacostraca, Decapoda, Penaeidae. The record is from RefSeq and is a predicted model, not a curated record.
CAGAGCUUCCAGGAUGACGUCAUUGACUGUGCAACUUAUCUUGCUGUGUCUGCUUUGGCACAAGACUACGGCGACCAUCCAGACGGCGGCGGCUGCAGGAGAUAUAGCUCAAGUGCAGGCUUUCCUGGACGGUGGGACCGACGUCGAUGAUCUAUCUAAUGGAGACACGGCGCUGACGGAGGCGGUGCAGAACGACCAGUACGCGAUGGUCGAGUUCCUGCUCAAUGCCACCGCAGACAUCGACAAAUCGAGAGUCAACGGCCGAACUCCACUUAUGUUGGCUGCCACCAACGGCUUUUACGACAUUCUCGUUCUCUUGGUGAACGAAGGAGCCUCUCUGGACCUGGAAGCUGGUGGUAAGCACGUGUCAGUUACUUAG